Kickxella alabastrina is the source of this 666-nucleotide messenger RNA. RefSeq lists its product as uncharacterized. NCBI's taxonomy places the organism in Eukaryota, Fungi, Kickxellomycota, Kickxellomycetes, Kickxellales, Kickxellaceae. The transcript has a single exon. Bases 1 to 666 code for a protein of 221 amino acids. Gene Ontology annotation, cellular component: mitochondrion. Gene Ontology annotation, biological process: iron-sulfur cluster assembly. The record is from RefSeq and is a predicted model, not a curated record. Gene Ontology annotation, molecular function: 4 iron, 4 sulfur cluster binding; 2 iron, 2 sulfur cluster binding; iron ion binding.
AUGGCGUGCCUGUGGCCACAAUGUAGGCGGAUUCUACAAGGCAGUCUUUUCAGAGCAAACUCUGCACAUAAACAAUGGGUGGAGGCCAUCUCAACAAUACCCGCACAACGGACAAUAAUAAGACAUAUCAGCGAUGCUACCAAAUACAAUCUGCGCAAGCUGAGCAAUAUCGAGUCCAAAGACAUUGAAAAUAAAAUACAAGACUACGGAAAACAGACCAAACAACCAGCCAACGACCUGGCACCAGCGGACACCAAACCUACCACUACCAUAGCCAAUAACACCAGAAGCAGCAACAGCAGUAGUAGUAGUAGUAUUAGUAGUGCAUCUGACUCGGUCACACUAACAGAUAGUGCGAUCGAGCGGCUAAAGUACCUAUCGGAGAAGCGCCAAAAGACACAGUAUUUGCGCUUGCGGGUGGAUUCCGGUGGCUGCUACGGGUUCUCAUAUAUGCUGGACAUGACCGAGGAGCCAGAGGUAAACGAUGUGAUUUUGGACCGGAGCGGCGCCAAAAUGGUCAUUGAUGAUUUCUCGUUGCCGCUGGUGCGCGGGGCGACUAUUGAUUGGCAGGAUAGGCUUAUUGGUCAGGCAUUUUUGGUUGUGGCUAAUCCGCAAGCGAGCGGCGGAUGCGGGUGCGGAGCAUCGUUUGAGAUAAAAUUAGAUUAG